Messenger RNA from Rhododendron vialii, 2190 nucleotides. RefSeq names its product putative glucuronosyltransferase PGSIP8. The transcript is spliced from 5 exons. NCBI's taxonomy places the organism in Eukaryota, Viridiplantae, Streptophyta, Magnoliopsida, Ericales, Ericaceae. Gene Ontology annotation, molecular function: glycosyltransferase activity. The coding region runs from base 393 to 1814 and encodes 473 amino acids. The record is from RefSeq and is a predicted model, not a curated record.
UCUGGUCUCUACCCGCAACAUUAUUUUAAACCUCGGGUUUAUUUAUUCAGAUAUAGUACUCUUUUGUACACUCAGAAACCACGCGCUCUCCUCUCUCUCUCUCUCUCUCUCUCUCUCCAUAUACACACUACCCUUAUAUAUAGCGAGCAUAUCUGCUCGCAAUCUUCCUAUUCCUUUUAUACUAUUUCCAGCCUGGUCCCCCUGUAAGUCGGCCGGUGGAUUCCCGCCUGCCGUUUUCUUCCCCGGCGACCGUUAAUCCCGCCGUUCUCCGGCAGAUUCACCGGGACCAGUUUCAAUAUCCUAGAAAUUAAUCCACAAUGGCAUAUAUCUGAUCGCAAGAAGGUCUUUUGGAAGGAGAGAGAGAAAGAGAGGAGAUUUUAGGAGAGAGAGAGAUGGGGGCGAGGGAGUUGGGGAUUCUGUCGAUCUUGGUGGUGAUGGCGGUGGUGUUUUCGGCUUCGGUCAUUACGGGGGGCGAAGCGACGGCGGUUAGAGGGAGUCGGCACAGGAACGCGUACGCGACGAUGAUGUACAUGGGGACGCCGAGGGACUACGAGUUCUACGUGGCCACGCGCGUCAUGCUCAGAUCUCUCGCCGGGUUCGCCGUCGACGCCGAUCUCGUCGUCAUUGCCUCCGUCGACGUGCCUCUCCGCUGGGUCCACGCCAUGGAAAAUGAAGAUGGGGCUAGGGUGGUGAUAGUGGAGAAUUUGGACAAUCCGUACAAGAACCAACAAAAUUUCGACAAGAGAUUCAAGUUAACGAUGAACAAACUCUAUGCAUGGAGCCUAGCGGAAUACAAGAGGGUGGUUAUGCUUGAUGCCGACAACCUCUUCCUCCGAAAAACAGACGAGCUGUUCCAAUGUGGCCAGUUCUGUGCUGUUUUCAUCAACCCCUGCAUCUUCCAUACUGGUCUCUUUGUUUUAGAGCCAUCAAUGAAGGUUUUCAAGGACAUGCUUCAUGAGUUGGAGACUGGUAGAAAGAACCCAGAUGGUGCAGACCAGGGUUUUAUCGGAAGCUACUUUCCAGACUUGCUUGAUCAGCCAAUGUUUCAUCCACCCCAAAAUGGUACCACACUUGAAGGAGCAUACAGACUUCCUUUGGGGUAUCAAAUGGAUGCCUCCUAUUACUAUCUUAAACUCAGGUGGAGUGUGCCAUGUGGGCCAAACAGCGUGAUUACUUUUCCAGGGGCGGCAUGGUUGAAACCAUGGUAUUGGUGGUCAUGGCCUGUCCUGCCAUUAGGUAUCCAAUGGCAUGAACAACGUCGUCAAACUCUUGGGUAUGGUGCCGAGAUGCCCAUUGUGUUGAUCCAGUCAAUAUUCUUCCUAGGAAUCAUUGCACUGACACGUGUAGCUCGACCUAGCCUGUCCAAACUAUGCUAUCGGCGUGCAGACAAGAAUAUCUCCUUUAUCCUAACAGGUCUUAAAAUUUUAGCUAUAUGGUCCAUUCUUGCUGCCUACAUAAUCCCCUUCUUCCUCAUUCCUCACACCGUUCACCCCCUACUUGGCUGGACCCUUUACUUGCUAGGUAGUUUUGCUCUAUCCUCCAUAGCAGUAAAUGCCUUUCUUCUCCCGAUUCUCCCCGUUUUAGUGCCAUGGCUUGGGAUUUUUGGGGUACUUUUAGUCAUGGCAUGCCCUUGGUACCCGAAUGGCGUUGUGAGAGCUCUAGCUGUGUUCGGGUAUGCGUUUUGCUGUGCACCAGUUGUUUGGGCUUCAUUGGUCAAAGUAACUUCAUGCCUUCAAGUUUCACUUGAAAAGGAAAAUUUCUUGCCGAGGAUGGUUGAAUCUGCACCGACUCCUGGGUUAAACAAGUUGUGCUAGGUAAAAAUGGAAAUUCAUAGGAGAAAAUAUUGGGGUUCUUAAAGCUGCUUUGUUUAUAUGCAUGCUGGGGGAGAAUGAGAAGGAAACUAAUUUGUUGUACGGGGGCUUCCCCUCCUGCCUGUUUCCAUGCUAUCGUUGACAUUCUUUGGGCAGAGAGAGAGAGAGAGAUACGGAGCACCUAUCCCUCUCCGAUCGUAUAUUUGGCUAUGUAAUGGGGUGAUAUUUCCUCUUUGAGAUCCAUUGCGCAGAGAAACUCCUUUGAUUUGACAUUUUUAGUGAACGGAUUUGUUUCUUAGCUCGAGUUAAUUUUCUAUGGUGAAUCUGUGUUUUUUGUUGGCAGUUUUAUUAGUGAAGAAUUAGCUUUGUGCAAGAAAAA